CUCCCCUUCAAUUGCUUUUAAAAGCAGGUCACUUGUUUCUCUGGCAGUGUUGAACAUCAACAAACGCACCACAGUUUACUUCUGCUCUGAUCCUCGUCUCUCAAAAUGCACAAAGCCAUCUGCGAGCCACUGGGAGCUUUUUCAGCUGUUAAAGAUGCCGACGAAGAUAUUCAGAAAAUCUGUGAUAAUGUGAAGUCUCAAGCUGAGCAGAAAACUGGGAAAACUUACAAAGUUUUCAUCUGCAUCAGUUACAGAUCACAGGUUGUGACCGGGAUCAACUACCUCAUCAAGGUGCACGUGGGAGGAGAUGACCACGUUCACAUUCGCGUCUUCCAAGGUCUGCCACACACCGGGAAGGGGCCAGAGCUGGUCAGCAUCAAGGAGUCCAAGACAUCUGUUGACAUAUUGGAUGAGUGACAGACAAUGAAAGAAGCCGCCCGC
Molecule: messenger RNA, 441 nt
Organism: Syngnathus acus (greater pipefish)
Lineage: Eukaryota; Metazoa; Chordata; Actinopteri; Syngnathiformes; Syngnathidae
Product: cystatin-B-like
Exons: 3
Coding region: 106-417 (103 amino acids)
Cellular component (GO): cytosol
Molecular function (GO): cysteine-type endopeptidase inhibitor activity
Source: RefSeq, a predicted model, not a curated record